Messenger RNA from Momordica charantia (bitter melon), 2321 nucleotides. Its product is annotated as subtilisin-like protease SBT4.14. Gene Ontology annotation, molecular function: serine-type endopeptidase activity. Lineage: Eukaryota; Viridiplantae; Streptophyta; Magnoliopsida; Cucurbitales; Cucurbitaceae. The record is from RefSeq and is a predicted model, not a curated record. Gene Ontology annotation, biological process: proteolysis.
AUGUCGAAAGACAAGACUUUUUGUGUGGUUGUUUUUGUUCUUCUCUCCAUCAUAGGAUAUGUUUUUGCCGUUGAAAACGACCAGGAAAAGAAACAUUUCAUUAUUUUCCUUAAAAAUAAUGAAAUUGCUUUGAACAAUGAAGUCGAUGCAGCAGAAACACAUCUCAAUGUUCUCAAAACAGUGAAAGAAAGCCAUGUCGAUGCAAAGGAAUCAAUGGUCCACAGCUACACAAAAAGCCUCAAUGCCUUUGCUGCCUCGCUUACCGGAGAGGAAGCCCAAAAACUAGCAAAGAUGGGAGAAGUGCAUUCAGUGAUCCCAAACACAUAUAGAAAGCUACAGACAACAAGAUCAUGGGACUUCAUUGGGUUGCCUUCCAAUGCAACAAGACAUCCCCAACACGAGAGUAAUAUUAUUGUGGGUGUAUUUGAUACUGGGAUCACUCCAACGGCGGAGAGCUUCAAAGAUAAUGGAUUUGGUCCUCCACCAAAAAAAUGGAAAGGCACUUGUCAACACUUUGCAAAUUUCUCUGGCUGCAACAACAAGCUGAUCGGAGCAAGAUAUUUCAAGCUAGACAAGAUCCACGAUCCCAUCGACAUCUUAUCACCGGUAGACGUUAACGGCCACGGUACGCACACGGCCUCAACAGCGGCAGGCAAUGCAGUUCCUGGCGCCAACCUGUUCGGGCUAGCCGAAGGAACAGCACGUGGUGCCGUGCCCUCGGCCAGAAUCGCCAUAUACAAAGUCUGCUGGGCCAGCAGGGGGUGCGCUGAUAUGGAUAUGCUGGCUGCCUUCGAUGCAGCCAUACGUGAUGGUGUCCAUAUCAUCUCGGUAUCGGUUGGUGAAGGUGGCUUUGGCAAUUACGCUGAGGACGCUGUCUCCAUUGGCGCGUUUCAUGCCAUGAAGAACGGCAUUGUCACCGUGGCUGCUGCGGGCAACAACGGCCCGGCCACGGGCAGCGUUAUCAACCACGCGCCGUGGAUCUUAACGGUAGGAGCCAGUUGGACCGAUAGAACAUUUACCAGCAGAGUGGAGUUGGGCAAUGGGAAGAGCAUCUCUGGGAUGGGAAUAAACACAUUCAACCCGAGGCAAAAAAUGUUCCCUCUAGUGGACGGAGCGGAUGUGGCGAGUAACAACCCACAAGCCAGAGGCGGCGCGAGCAUUUGCGCAGAGGGCUCACUUGAUCCAGCAAAGGUGAAAGGGCACCUUGUGUUGUGCAGAAUGAUCACUUGGGGCUCUGAUUCUGUGGUCAAAUCAGCUGGUGCUGAUGGAACCAUUCUUCAAAGUGAUCAGUUUCUUGACCAUCCUCAUCUCUACAUGACCUCAGCCACCAUGGUUAGUACUUCUGAUGGUGCUUCUAUUGACGCCUAUAUCAGGUCCACAAGGACACCAACGGCAGUGAUAUACAAAUCUACUGAAGUGAAAACACCAGCUCCACUGGUGGCUUCCUUCUCAUCCAGAGGCCCAAACCCAGGCUCCACCCGAAUUCUAAAGCCCGACAUUGUAGCUCCAGGAGUGAACAUAUUGGCCACGUUCACGCCCCUGAAGUCUCUUACGGGUCUGAAGGGAGACACCCAAUUCUCCAAAUUCACGAUCGAGUCCGGCACUUCCAUGGCGUGCCCUCACGCCGCCGGAGCGGCAGCCUAUGUAAAGUCUUUCCACCCCGAUUGGUCUCCUGCCGCCAUUAGAUCCGCCCUCAUCACCACUGCGACGCCGAUCAGUCGACGAAUGAACGCAGAAGGAGAAUUCGCAUACGGUGCUGGAAACCUAAAUCCAGAAAGGGCAGUAAAUCCAGGCCUAAUCUACGAUGACGACGAGAUGUCCUACGUUAAACUCCUCUGCAGCGAACGGUACAGCCAAUCGUCAAUUGCCACCCUCACUGGACCCAAGCCCGUAAACUGCGCAUCUCUAAUGCAUGGACUUAGCCACGACUCGCUCAACUAUCCAACCAUUCAACUUAGUCUCCAAAACACUCGAACCACGACGGUUGCUGAGUUCCAGCGGCAAGUUACCAAUGUCGGCCAUGCCGUCUCCGUCUACCACGCCAUUGUCAGCGCUCCCCCCGGGGUGGAGAUCACGGUGUCUCCGACGACUCUGUCCUUCACGCACGUGCUGCAGAAACUUACGUUCAAGGUCGUUGUGGAGGCGGGACCGUUGCCGCCGGGGAAAAUGGAGUCUGGAUUGCUGACUUGGAAAACUGCCGGCCACGUGGUCAGAAGCCCAAUCGUUGUUUACAGUCCCUCCUCGUGAGAACGGACAACAUGUAGAAACUGUGUUUGUACAUAAUGCUUUUAUUAUUAAGAACUUAUAUGUUGUGGCAUAAU